AUGACAGCCGGGACUGUGGUCAUCACAGGUGGAAUAUUAGCAACUGUCAUUCUACUUUGUAUCAUCGCCGUCCUCUGCUACUGUAGGCUCCAGUACUACUGCUGCAAGAAGGAUGAGUCCGAGGAGGACGAGGAGGAGCCCGACUUCGCUGUGCACUCCCACAUCCCGCCGCUCCACUGCAACCGCAACGUAGUGCUGACCAACGGCCCGUCCCUCUACGCCUCGUCACCCUUCGGCAAGAAGCCGGCCCCAAGCCGGCCCGGCUGCCCCGGCUGCGCGGCGUACCAGCCCCCCCCCUUCUUCCUGGCCAACCUGCAGGCGCUCACCCCCAGCCGGCUCUCGGCCAUGCGGGAAGCUUCCUCCCGCAGCCGCAGCAUAAGCACCGACGUGUGA
This is a messenger RNA of Pygoscelis adeliae (Adelie penguin), 393 nucleotides long. RefSeq names its product family with sequence similarity 163, member B (gene FAM163B). The transcript is spliced from 3 exons. Bases 1 to 393 code for a protein of 130 amino acids. NCBI's taxonomy places the organism in Eukaryota, Metazoa, Chordata, Aves, Sphenisciformes, Spheniscidae. The record is from RefSeq and is a predicted model, not a curated record.